GUAACUGCAGGAACAUUAUCCCAAGUACACAUCAAAACUGGUCUUGGAAUGGAUAAAGAGCACCAUGUUUGUUCUUGUGGACUAUCCCUGACCUCAACCCUGUUAAACAUUUGAAGGCUGCGAGGUGCGGCGGUGGCACAGGGGUAAAUCACAACCCAUUUAUGGAGGCCUUAGUCUUCGACGUGGCCWUUACAGGUUUGAGUCCUGGCCUGAUGACCUUUGCUGCAUGUCUUCCUCCUCUUUCACAACAUUUUUUCCUGUCUGACCACUGCUAAAGGYCACUUGAGCUGACUAUACCGGUCCAACCCAAAAAGCAAACCAAUUUAAAGGAGCUCUACCAGUUUGAAUUAGAGCAGAYAAUUAUACAGGUAGAAUUAUAUCAGGCAGGACCUUGUUGUUGACGGCUAUAAAAGUUUUAUGAUCAAGAAUCAACAUUCCGAGCGACACUCAUCCCAACAUUAUUGGGCCUGUUUGUAUAUGUUUGAGCUUGUAUAUAAAAUAAGGUCACAGUUCAGAAAAUCCCAAAUAAAAUUCAAACAUGCACAUAAAAUGUUUGUCUUUAGAAAUCACUGAGGUUGUAUGUUCUCAUCAGCAKUCGACCUUAAAAAAAGUCUUGGUCAAAAUAAAUAACUUAAUGCCAAAACUGAUGUGAAUAUUCAUGCUGCAUGUAAACUUCUGGCCUGUACUUUAUCUCUGCCACUCCUGCGCCCUGGGGCAGUUUGAUUUGUGCCAGUGAACAUGCACCACAGUCUGCCAUAGCCUGCAGCACUGGUUGGACUUUCUUAUCUAAGAUGUCAUGCUGUUGCACAGCUCUGGUAGAUCCACCAAAAAAAUAUUGUGAAAUAGGAAAGCAGUUGAAAGAAAACUGAGGGUUUUCUUAAUCCUUUCUGAUUAUUAUCAAAGCAAGUCACAUGUGAGUCAUUUAGACGUCCACCUUUAAAACUUUGUGCCAGUUAAGUUCAAUGGAUUCUCUAUUGCUGGUCUCGGUAYUUCAAUAAGGAAAUUGAUUUCAAAAUGUAAGUUAUGUUCUGCAAUAUUACGUURCAGAAAUGUAUUGAUACCUUCAAUACAUGUCUAUUUUUUCAUACUGAGGACUUCAUGCCACUUAUAAUUUAAGAGCAAAACAUUGCAACAAAAACAUUUUAUGACCCCACAAAAAAAAAAAAAAUUUAAAUGCCGUCAAAGAAGAAACCUCUGCCAUCAUUGCUCUACUGUAACUUGUCCAAAGUGACCACUAAACCAAGCUUCAAAAUCUCCCCCAGGCCAUGUUGUUAUGAUGCUUUGCUACCUGUUAUUUUGCUCCCUUUACAACAGGCUCUGACUUAAAAGUGAGCCAAAACUGUGUAAGCCGUGAAUGUGUGUGGACAUUUGAAGCAGAUAGCUACAGGCAACAGAGCAGAGACAGCCCAUCCAGAUUAUGUAAAUACUGGUCUGCUGUGCCUCAAACUGAAUGUUAAUGCUCUGUUCUGAAAUGCUAAUUAUGUGUUGUGUGAUAUGUCAAAAAUAGAGACGGACCGCAUUGUUGGAGAAACGACUGAAAAGUUCAUUUGUUACUCAUGCAGCUCCUGAAAAGCUGCAUGAUGACUCUGUCUGCCUUGUAUCGUUCUGCAGUCGCUGAACAGCUCUGAUGUUUGUUCACAGAACGUUGAAAUUAUCUGCAUGUAGAAGUGCAUCUGGGCACAUCAGGAUGUUUUCAAAGCAUUAUUUACUCCAAUAAUUCAUAUGAAAAAGUGACUCAUAUUUUGCUGAUUCAUUACACAAAUAGUAAUAUAUUUCAAGCAUUUUGUUUAUAUAAAUAUAGAUUGGGAAUUUAAAUGACUAUGACUUACAGGUAGUGAAAAAAAUAGCUUCUCAGAAAAUUAGAAUAUCACAUCAACUAUAAAAACUGAUUUUAAAUUUAGAAAUGAUAUUUUAUCACCCACACAGUAGUUGUCCAUUACUCAUKUGAACACUUUGUUAAGAAGGUAAGCCUCAAACGAUCAUUGCUAAAGAAUUUGAUCACAUAGAGAGGGCGACUAUUCAAACACAAUCAWRGAAAGUUUAGUGGAAGGAAAAAUGAUGACUUAAGCAAAGCCUUUUCAAAAUUCAGAGAGAUAUUCACAGGUUGUGGACUGUGCCUGGACUCAGUGAUUCUGAGCUUCAUACAGAUGUGACAAGGAUACAGGCAACAAUUAUCAAUGUUAGAAAAUAAUGUCAGGCGUCUUUAGCCUCUAGUAGAUUGCAUUAAGUCAUCCAAUUUGCAGCAAUCCCUACUCUUUAGCAUACACAUGUUGAUACAUAAUGUUUGUAAGAGGUUUGUGUAUUUUAUGGUGCAAUAAAUAUGAAUGAGUUGCAUAAAUGAGACAAACYACCAUAGCUUUAUUCUUCCUGACUGWGAAUCAUUACAGGUAAAGCGCUACUAUGGCUGUUAUCCUCUGUACAUACCUCUCAAUGGCUGAGAUCUGAUCCAGUUACAGAUCCUGGUAACCUUUUGACCUUCGAGCUGUUCUUAGGCUAAAAGUGUACACGAGGCAAAUGUGUUGCAGGCAUUCGCUCACGAAAAGGUCCACUGCAUGUUGUUUUACAGUAUUUCCAACUGAUUUUGUGAUAUAGAAACUUAUUUCCUCAACCCCCACCUGCCACCCACCCAAACGCCUGUUCUUUUUCACUCCCUCUUCUUUCUCCCCUGCAAUUUUCCAUAAUGCCUCACAGAUUUUACACUCAAUCCACCUUUGCGAUGACAAGGCUUUGAGGAAAUCCAAUUCCACCGAGCUGUUUUCAGAACUUACUCUCCACAGGCACACACUCACUUCCGCGCGCACACACUCCACCAUCUCCACAAAUUAGUCAGGGAACAAAUUACCUGCAUUCUGAGUGUGAUCCCACGCACUUUGCCGGCUGCCUUACACAGGUCCCCUUUUGAAGAGCAGCCAUGUGAUUUCUCUCUCUUUCUGCCCCGCAGGCCCCCUUGCCUUCUGCGAGGGAUUCUGGAGUUGAAUUUUAAAACUAUGUAUGGCUGCUGCCUGCGCUUAUCAGCGCGUGCACAAGUGGCAUGCAAAUCAAACGAGGAUCACACACCGCAUUGGAGGCCUACACUCAAAGGAUAAUCGCUCCAGCAUGUCCAGACCCAUGAUCACCCGAUCACCAGUGUCUCCCUUGAGUAACCAGGGCAUCCCCACACCUGCACAACUCACCAAAUCCAACGCCCCUGUGCACAUUGACGUAGGCGGCCACAUGUACACCAGCAGUUUGGCCACCCUAACCAAAUUUCCUGAAUCCCGAAUCGGUCGUCUCUUUGAUGGCACAGAGCCCAUAGUCCUGGACAGCCUGAAGCAGCACUACUUCAUUGAUAGGGAUGGACACAUGUUCCGCUACAUUCUCAACUUCCUCAGGACGUCCAAGCUCCUCAUUCCCGACGACUUCAAAGACUACAGUUUGCUGUAUGAAGAGGCCCGAUACUUCCAGCUGCAGCCCAUGCUUGCAGAGUUGGAGCGCUGGCGUCAGGACCAGGAGCUGGGCCGGGUCUCCCGGCCCUGCGAGUGCCUAGUUGUGCGCGUUGCGCCUGACCUGGGCGAGAGAAUCACCCUCAGCGGCGACAAGGCCCUGAUCGAGGAUGUUUUCCCAGAAAUCGGUGAUGUCAUGUGUAACUCUGUGAACGCUGGAUGGAACCAUGACUCCACACAUGUGAUACGCUUCCCGUUGAAUGGCUACUGUCACCUCAACUCUGUCCAGGUUCUGGAGCGUCUCCAACAGCGCGGGUUCGAGAUUGCUGGCUCUUGUGGCGGAGGCGUGGACUCAUCCCAAUUCAGCGAGUAUGUCCUGAGGAGGGAACUGAGGAGGACAAGUCAGCGAGGACCCAAUUCAAAUAGGAUAAAGCAGGAGCAGCUGGACUAGAAACCUCCAGGGCAGCAGGAGGUGCUAGACUUUUCUGUAGCAGCCAAACAAUCAGGGCUGCAGAGCUCUCUGGACUCUGUUUUUCUGCAUUUCCUUGUUGAUGUUUCUGUUUUCUUACACUUGAGAACCACAUAGAGAAUAAAAAAAUGAAGUGCAACAGGAGAUUUUUGCCAUACGAAGAUAUGAGGCAUUUGAUAACUUUGAGAUUGCAAAGACAUUUGUGAUUGUCUAGUUCCCCCAUAAACCAGUUCAAAAAGUAUUUAUAUAUAUAUGCUGGAUCCCCAAACAAAGUUUGUUUUAAAACUUGCAGCCUACAUUAGGUCAAAAAUUUGAUUUCUAACAUACUCAUAUGAAUUAAAAGUCUUUUAUUGCUGAAGUAGUGUGUUGCAUAGCUUGUCGUCAGUGACUGUUUUUGUUGUUUCACCAGCAUAUCGAAUGCAGAACUUUUUUUUUUUGCCCCCCCUCAAAAAAAAACGAAUUUUGUGUUGCUUUGAGAGCAGAAUGUCUCAGACUUUACCAACAUCUAUGUUAAGAAAACACAUUUUUCACAAGUGACAUGUACAGAAAAUCCAAUGAAGUUGUGUUUUUGAAAUUAGCCAUCAAGGACGUUACAAACACAGUGGAAAUUAAUAUUUUUGUAAAUUAUUGUCGCACCAUUUGCCUCGCAGGAUAGUAUGAACCACCAUUUCGUGUGAUACCUUAGGACUUGUUUCAUUGGAAUCUAAUUUUUGUCAGUCACGACCUGUAAAUUUUCAUUGUAUGUCUUUGUGUUUUUUACAUUGAAUCUUUUUAAAGCAAGUUUCUUGCCUCAGACAUGACUGAACAGAUUAAAAGCUUAUUGUACUAUCCAAACUGAGAUGACUUGUAUUUGUAGCACAUGUUGAUAUGAAGUUCGAUAUAAAGUAUUUCUAAGAUUACUGAAACACCUACGCUCCUUUGAUUUAAGGGGAAUGUAGAGUAAAAAAAAAAAAGUGAAAUAAAUCUCAGCUAAAGUUGUAA
Poecilia reticulata (guppy) is the source of this 4872-nucleotide messenger RNA. The record is from RefSeq and is a predicted model, not a curated record. Lineage: Eukaryota; Metazoa; Chordata; Actinopteri; Cyprinodontiformes; Poeciliidae.